Molecule: messenger RNA, 1399 nt
Organism: Owenia fusiformis
Lineage: Eukaryota; Metazoa; Annelida; Polychaeta; Sabellida; Oweniidae
Source: the annotation of a GenBank genome assembly
GUUCGUCUCUCAGUGAUUUUUAUUUUCCCUGAAAUUUGUGAAAUGUCAAUAUUAUAGGUCUUUAGGAUUGAUCCUGACCAUUUCACGACUAUAUGACCAUGCUAUAGACAAAAUAGUAUCCACAUGUCACGCUCAAAACAAUAGCAUCAGUAUUACAACAUAUUCCCAAGAAUUUUAGGAUUUUCUGUGAUGUUACACUGAUUUACUCAUGAACACAUAAGGGCAUUAUAUAACCAGCAAGAUGAGAAAAGCAAAAUCAUGGGCUGCAUCACAAAUCACUGCUUCUAGCACUAGUAGCAGAAGUUUUGGUAAGCCUUCUCACAUGGACAAAGAAUCAAAGUCAAGUCCGAAACCUUAUUCAGUUGGGAGUCCGGCCACCAGAGAUGUGCCAAGUUCCAGUGGAACAUCCACCCCUACUGUUGUUAGUAACAAUGCUACAGAUCUGAAAAUCAAAGCUAUGCUUAAAGAACUCCAUCAGCUAGUAUUUCAAGUUCAGCAAGAAAGAGAGCGGGGAGAACAUAAUUUAAACAAUAUUACAAAAACUCAUGAAAGAAUGCAACAAGAAGCCAAGUCUAAAGCGAACGCAAAAGUUUCACCCUACUUCAAGUCUAAGCUAAGGGGUCUUUAUAACACAGCAAUGCAGGAUGCUGAGGCAGAGGCAGAACUUUUAAGAAGAGCUUUAGAUAAGAUUGCUGAAAUAAAAGCAGUGAGGAGCGGAGCUUCUAGUGGAGACCGUCCUAAACAAAUAAUGCGCCGAGGUGUGCUCAUGUCGAUGUUACAACAGAAUGCUCUAACGUUACCUCUGUGGAUUGGCAAGCCUGGUGAGGAUCCCCCGCCAUUAUGUGGGGCAACUCCUGCAGAUUCUACUUAUAUUGGGAAACAGGGUGACAAAGUGGCAGCCAGGGUAAAAGGGAGUGAUGGGGAAGAAAACUGGAUACUUGCAGAGAUUGUACAGUUUAAUGGUGUAGCUAAUAAAUAUGAUGUAGAUGAUAUAGAUGCAGAAGAGGGCAAAGAGAGACACACAUUGAGUAAGAGGCGGAUAGUUCCUUUACCAGUAUGGAAAGCCAACCCAGAAACAGACCCGGAUGCCUUGUUUCAGAAAGGAGCUCUUGUUUUGGCACUAUACCCACAGACCACAUGCUUCUAUCGUGCUCUUAUACAUGAGAUACCCAAAAGACCCCAAGAUGACUAUUCAGUGUUGUUUGAAGACACAACAUACCCUGAAGGAUAUAGUCCUCCGCUUAACGUUGCUCAACGAUAUGUCAUUUGGUGCAAAGAUGACAAGAAGAAAUAGUUCCGGAAGAAUGAGUGCAAUUAUUCAAUACAUCAUACAUAAGUUCAUUCAAGGUCAACAAUGACCUUAUUUCAUUCAAGGUCAACAAUGACCUUAUUUCAUUCA